Messenger RNA from Erigeron canadensis, 1251 nucleotides. RefSeq names its product peroxidase 12-like. Gene Ontology annotation, molecular function: heme binding; peroxidase activity. The record is from RefSeq and is a predicted model, not a curated record. Lineage: Eukaryota; Viridiplantae; Streptophyta; Magnoliopsida; Asterales; Asteraceae. Gene Ontology annotation, cellular component: plant-type cell wall; plasmodesma. Gene Ontology annotation, biological process: response to oxidative stress; hydrogen peroxide catabolic process. The transcript is spliced from 3 exons. The coding region runs from base 22 to 1095 and encodes 357 amino acids.
UCAAGUUCAUUAAUCAUAUCCAUGGCUAUUUCUUCUUCAAGCUCUACUUUGUUUCUUGUUUUUGCCUCACUCCUGGUCUUCUCAUGUCUUCUUUACGUAUCGGAAGCCGAUUACUCGGCCCCCAUUACUAAAGGUUUGUCAUGGGAUUACCACCAUAAGACGUGUCAUAAAGUCGAAAAAAUUGUUAGAAAACAUCUCAAGAAAGUGUUCAAGGAGGAUAUCGGCCAAGCUGCUGGCUUGCUCCGCCUUCAUUUCCACGAUUGCUUUGUUCAGGGUUGUGACGGUUCAGUAUUGUUGGAUGGAUCACACGGCGGUCCAAGUGAACAGACCGCGCCUCCUAACCAAAGUCUAAGAAAGCAAGCAUUCACCAUCAUUGAAGAUCUUCGAGGUCUAAUCCAUAGAGAAUGUGGGAGAGUCGUUUCUUGCGCUGAUAUUGUAGCUCUUGCAGCUCGUGAUGCAGUUCAUCUGUCAGGUGGCCCUGACUACGAUGUUCCAUUGGGUAGAAAAGAUGGACUGACAUUCGCCACACAAAAUGCGACCCUAGCCAACCUUCCUGCACCAACAAGCAACGCCUCGACCAUCCUCUCUGCCCUUGCUACCAAAAACCUCACCCCCACCGACGUAGUAGCCCUUUCAGGAGGCCACACCAUUGGCAUUAGCCAUUGCACAUCGUUCACCCCUCGUCUCUAUCCCACCCAAGACCCUACAAUGGACAAAACCUUUGCUCAAGGACUCAAAGAGGUUUGUCCCACCAACACAACCGAUGCUACCACCGUCAUGGACAUUUACUCUCCAAUCAAGUUUGAUAACAAGUAUUAUGUCGAUUUGAUCAACCGACAAGGGCUUUUUACCUCCGAUCAAGAUUUGUACACUCAUAAAGAGACUAAACCAAUUGUGGAAAGUUUUGCACAUGAUGAGAAGUUAUUCUUUGAGAAAUUUGUACAAGCCAUGAUCAAAAUGGGACAAUUGCAAGUGUUGACUGGUGAAAAGGGGGAAAUUCGUGCACAUUGUUCGAUUAGGAAUCCUGAUAACAAGGCGUAUUUCUCUUAUUUGGCUGAGGAAGAGGACCAAUACAAUCAUGAUGAACUACGUUGAUCGAUGUAUGGUUUCUAUAUAUCAACAUAAUUGUGUCAUGGUGUACGUAUUGAUCAUUUUGGUUUGAAUGUCUCUUAAAUAUGAUAUCAAGUUUUUAUGUAUAUUAAUUUCCUUCUAGCUUGAAUUGUUUGAAUAAUCAUGGUCAAAUACUUUUAA